Molecule: messenger RNA, 909 nt
Organism: Daphnia magna
Lineage: Eukaryota; Metazoa; Arthropoda; Branchiopoda; Diplostraca; Daphniidae
Gene: eIF3f1
Product: eukaryotic translation initiation factor 3 subunit F
Exons: 5
Coding region: 54-878 (274 amino acids)
Biological process (GO): translational initiation
Cellular component (GO): eukaryotic translation initiation factor 3 complex, eIF3m
Molecular function (GO): metallopeptidase activity; translation initiation factor binding; translation initiation factor activity
Source: RefSeq, a predicted model, not a curated record
CUACUCCUGCCUGUAGUAUUCGUUAGUAGGAAACGUCUGCAAAGCACCUCAAAAUGGCUCUCAAUCUGACUGUCAAGCUACAUCCUGUUGUACUAUUUCAGAUUAUUGACUCGUAUGAGCGUCGAAACCCUGAUGCGCAAAGAGUAAUUGGGACGCUACUGGGCACUUCGGAUAAAAAUGGUGUGGAAGUAACCAACUGUUUCUGUGUGCCUCAUAAUGAAUCAGAAGAAGAGGUUGCUGUGGAAUUGGACUUUGCCAAGGAUAUGUAUGAUUUACACCGCAAAGUCAAUCCACAAGAAAGCAUUGUAGGUUGGUGGGCAACUGGAACUGGAGUCACAUCGCAUUCUGCUUUAAUCCAUGAAUAUUACUCAAGGGAGUCAUCUAAUCCUGUACACAUUACAGUUGACACAACUUUGCAAGAUACAAGAAUGGGUAUUAAGGCCUAUGUCAGUGUUCCAAUGGGCAUUACAGGCAAAACUAUGGGUUGCAUGUUUGCCCCUGUUUCUGUCGAGAUAGCUUGUUAUGACCCAGAAACUGUUGGCUUAAAUGCAUGUCAGAAAACCAAAACUUCUGUGAAGCGUCAAGCAGGCAUCGCUUCCGAUCUUACCCAGAUUGUGGAAGCAUCACAGCAGAUGGAGAACAUGCUGGACACUAUUCUGACGUACGUUGACGAUGUCAUGAGUGGUUCAAAAACAGCAGACAAUACGUUUGGGCGUUCUUUGUUGGAUAUGGUCCACUCUGUACCUAAAAUGACACCCGACGAAUUUGAGGAGAUGUUGAAUUCAAAUCGAAAGGAUUUACUGAUGGUUUUAUACCUAUCUCAGCUAACCAAAACUCAACUUUCGCUGAAUGAAAAACUCACAUUGUUGACAAUUUAAUUCACUAAGUUGAUACACAAAGAUAAAAAUA